This is a messenger RNA of Penicillium alfredii, 3381 nucleotides long. Its product is annotated as GPI inositol-deacylase. The record is from RefSeq and is a predicted model, not a curated record. Gene Ontology annotation, cellular component: endoplasmic reticulum. The transcript is spliced from 6 exons. Gene Ontology annotation, molecular function: phosphatidylinositol deacylase activity. NCBI's taxonomy places the organism in Eukaryota, Fungi, Ascomycota, Eurotiomycetes, Eurotiales, Aspergillaceae. Bases 1 to 3381 code for a protein of 1126 amino acids. Gene Ontology annotation, biological process: GPI anchor metabolic process; endoplasmic reticulum to Golgi vesicle-mediated transport.
AUGCACAGACGCUCGUCUGGCUCCCCUGUCGAGGACGACGCUGAAGAUUCCUUGGCUCGAACCCCAGACGAUCAUGGAUCUCAUGCCAUCGAGACCCCCAACGACAAUUCGCGAUCGCAGAUAGCCCAGCGCGGCACCAGUUUCGAUCUCCGCCGCGACUCCUCGACGCCGCGCUCGCGGAAUUCCAGCCUCUGGCGCACCCCAUCCUUCCAACCAUCCAACGAUACCAAAACCAUGCCAUUGGGCUCGCCACGGCUUCCGAUGGAGGCUCCCUCCCCGGACGGCCGUCGCUCGCGACAAUCCCGUCUGCGCAGCCCCUGGUCAUGUUCCAUCCUAACCGCUUUCACCACCUGCGUCGCUGUCGUCUUUUUGAUCUCCAUCCUGCGCUCCUUUACCGGCCGGCAAGUCGGUAGCAAUGGAUGUGGCGUUCCCAUGAUGAGCCCGACAUUUAUUCGAAUGUUGGAGUUUGAUACGGAACACACGCGCUUUGCGAGCAAAUAUAACCUCUACCUAUACCGGGAGGAGGGCGUGGAUCCCUAUACCCAGGAUAACGUUGGGUUGAAUGGCGUCCCAGUUCUGUUUCUUCCCGGCAACGCGGGCAGCUACCGACAGGUUCGGUCCCUGGCUGCGGAGGCCUCUCGGCAUUACUACGAUGUGGUUCGACACGACGAGGACCGACAUGCGGCUGGUACACGCAGUUUGGACUUCUUCAUGGUUGAUUUUAAUGAAGACAUGGCGGCAUUUCACGGACAGACCUUGUUGGACCAGGCGGAAUACGUGAACGAGGCUAUCUCGUACAUCCUGUCGCUUUAUCACGACCCACGGCGAACCCGACGAGAUCCAGGGCUGCCAGACCCUAAUGCGGUUGUUCUCAUUGGCCAUUCCAUGGGCGGAAUUGUUGCGCGCACGGUUUUGACUAUGGCCAACUACCAGGCGAACUCGGUCAAUACCAUCAUCACCAUGUCUGCUCCCCAUGCGAAACCACCUGUCUCAUUUGACUCGGACAUUGUCCAUACCUACAAACAAAUCAACGACUACUGGCGCGAGGCCUACUCACAGACAUGGGCCAACAACAACCCGCUGUGGCAUGUCACCCUCAUCUCCAUCGCGGGGGGUGCUCGUGACACCGUGGUGCCAUCUGAUUACGCGAGUAUCUCCUCGCUGGUUCCCGAAACACACGGAUUUACCGUGUUUACCUCGACCAUUCCGGACGUGUGGAUUGGCAUGGACCAUCUGUCGAUCACCUGGUGCGACCAGUUCCGCAAAGCCAUCAUUAAGUCGCUGUUCGAGAUUGUUGACGCUCGUCGCCCAACCCAGACGAAGCCGAGAGCAGAGCGAAUGCGAGUGCUCAAGCGGUGGUACUUGACUGGACUUGAGUCGGUGGCCGAGCGGUCACUGUCACAAAAAGAACCGAAUACCCUCCUAACGCUGGAGGACAACGCAAACACCAUCCUUGCCCAGGGCCAGCGGUUGAUCCUCCGUGAACUAGGUCUCCAGAACGGCCCUGAUGUUCGCGUUCUGCCGAUCCCUCCCCAGGGUGUUCCCGGUAAAAAGUUCACACUUCUUACAGACCAAAGUCUGGAUAAAGAUGGAAACAUCGAAGUAUUUUUCUGCAGCGUCUUCCCGCUCAGCGGCAGCCGGUCGAAUGUCUUCGCGAUGAACCUGGAUUUUUCAGGAGGUACCGUGGGCUCGACCCGUCUAGCUUGCAAGACUGCGGUCGAGGAUAGGAUUCACUUGCCGGCUUCAACUCACUUGUCACGUCACGCAUACGAUCGGGUCCCACCGUUUUCCUAUCUCCAGUAUGACUUGGAGGGCCUCGCAGAGCAUCAAUUUGUGGCCAUCGUGGACAAGGCUAGUGCCCCUACGCAAGGCUUUUUGGUUGCCGAGUUUUCCGAUAGUUCGGACGCAAUGAUCCGCACCAAGGUAGGCCUUGGUGGUUUGCUCAGUGCUGGCCUGAAGGUGCGGCUUCCCGCCAAUCGGCCCAUGCUCACCGAAGUGCAAAUCCCGGCCCUGCAUUCUAGCCUGCUGGACUAUCGGCUCAAGAUCACUCGGCAAUCUCAGAAGGAGGAACUCUUCGCCCCGCUCUUGCGACAGUCCGUUUCUGACCCGCAUGAAUCCAAGUUCUUUGUGAAUGUCGACGAGGUCAACGUCAACUUGCACGGCAUGGCACCGUUUAUGCCGCCUGCGCUUCGUGACCAGGCUGCUCUGGGUGGGGUAUCCUUCCAGCUCUGGACGGACCCUAGCUCCGACUCGACAGUCGAUAUCUCGCUGCAGGUUGACAUCUCUAGUAGUCUCGGUGAGCUUGUCAUGCGUUAUCGCACUAUCUUUGCGGCGUUCCCGUUGCUGGUGGUGGCACUGGUCUUGCGCAAGCAGUUCCAGGUGUAUGACGAGACUGGGUAUUUCAUUCCAUUCGGCGAUGGCCUCGACCGUGCCCUGCGAUCUUCCCUUCCUCUUUUAUUGGUAGCGAUGUCGUUGCUGGCCUCCUCCCUGGCCACCUCGACGACAUUGCCCCAGUCCGAGGACCCAUUCCACUGGCGAACAAACUCCACCGAGACUCCUAUCGACUUCACAAAGAACGAUCUGUUGCUGGGCUCCCAGGACGCCUUUUUCUGGUUCUUGGUUCCGUUCUUUGGCCUUAUCAGUGUCGGUGCCUGCGUCAUCGUCAACUAUCUAGCCAUCAUUAUCGUCAAUAUCUUUUCUUUGAUUUACGGAGCCUUGAACAGCAAGUCGGGUUAUAUCAGACGUGAAGACCGAGGAAACAUGCCCAUCUUCAACACUCCCACUCCCCGACGACGGGUGAUCCAUACCGCCAUCCUCUUGAUACUCGUGUCGACCGUGAUUCCGUAUCAGUUUGCGUACAUGGUUGCCUGUAUUGUGCAGUUGGCCACAUGUGUGCGGGCACAGUGGCAUUCCAAAGAAAUCAAAUCCAUGUCCCACGUGAGCUUCGGCCACUACGCACACUCGAUUUUGAUCCUGAUGCUGUGGAUCCUGCCCAUCAAUGUUCUUGUGCUUCUGGUCUGGGCCCACAACCUCGUGGUGCACUGGUUCAUGCCGUUCUCGUCCCACCAUAACGUGCUGUCGAUCAUGCCGUUCCUCGUUCUAGUCGAGACCAUGACCAGCGGAGCUAUGAUUCCACGCCUCACGAAUCGGCUGAGGUACGUCACGUCGAUGAUCUUUUUCAUCAUCGCCAUGUAUUCGGCGGUAUAUGGAGUCUCGUACGCGUACCUCCUCCACCACCUCGCCAACCUCCUCGCUGCCUGGUUUAUCGGGAUUUAUCUAUUCGGCAAUAACUUCUCCCCGCGCCGACUGUGGCGCAUGAUUGAUGGCGACGAACUACCCCCAUCCGAACCGGGGAGCAGUCACAUUAAGAAAAAGCCCUGA